This is a messenger RNA of Fragaria vesca subsp. vesca, 1641 nucleotides long. Its product is annotated as SKP1-like protein 21-like. The record is from RefSeq and is a predicted model, not a curated record. Gene Ontology annotation, cellular component: nucleus; cytoplasm. The coding region runs from base 228 to 1280 and encodes 350 amino acids. Gene Ontology annotation, biological process: SCF-dependent proteasomal ubiquitin-dependent protein catabolic process. Gene Ontology annotation, molecular function: cullin family protein binding. NCBI's taxonomy places the organism in Eukaryota, Viridiplantae, Streptophyta, Magnoliopsida, Rosales, Rosaceae. The transcript is spliced from 10 exons.
UUUUCUCCCCGCACAAAAUAAAAUUUAUUCUUUCGUUUUAUCCAUUUUGGGUUCGCCGACAACCGCCAAACCCCUCUGCAAAAUUCAAAGCCGCUCUCUUUCUCAUCGCCGGAAUUCCGUACAUUCUGAUCUCUUAUUCUGGACUAGGUUGAAUUUUGUCUGUAUAAUCUCCAUUGCUGAAGAAGUGUAGAGGUUUUUUUGAAGUCUCAGGAGUUGGAGGUGUAGUAAUGUCGGAAGGCGACAUGGCGGUUAUUAAACCAAAGAUGUUGAAGUCAUAUAUAUGGCUUCAGACUACAGAUGGUUCAAUCCAGCAAGUGGAGCAAGAAGUUGCCAUGUUUUGCCCAUUGAUAUGUCGAGAGGUUAUACAAAAGGGGAUGGGGUCGUCCAAAACACAUGCAAUAUCUCUUCCAGAGAGAGUAAAUACUGCGAUGUUGAGCCUAAUUCUUGAUUACUGUAGGUUUCAUCAAGUACUGGGUCGCUCUAAUAAGGAAUGCAAGUCGUUUGAUGAAAAAUUUAUUCGAAUGGACACACAGAGGCUCUGUGAGUUGACAUCAGCUGCUGACAGCCUCCAGUUAAAGCCAUUGGUCGAUCUGACCAGUCGUGCCCUUGCGCGAAUAAUUGAAGGGAAAACGCCGGAGGAGAUACGUGAGAUAUUUCAUCUUCCUGAUGAUCUUACUGAGGAAGAGAAGUUGGAGCCAUUGAAAAAUGUGACUGAUGAUCCGCGGAUACGGCUUUUGAAUCGACUGUAUGCAAGAAAGAGGAAAGAACUUAAGGAAAGAGAGAAAUUGAAGAAUACUGAGAAUGGAGAGCAAAAUGAUGACCGUUCAGUAGACGAUCUCCUGUCAUUCAUUAACGGAGAAAUUGGAGAUUCCAAAGAGAUCAAAUCAUCCAAGAAUAAAAAGAAGAAUCGUAGAAGAAAAGAUCAGCAGAAAAAUACUUGCCUAUAUGAGGCCAAUGGCAGCCAUGAGGAGAAAAGUUUAAACUUUGUUUGCCCCAGUGACGAUGUCAACAAAUUUAGGCCCAGUCCCAGUUUGACGUUAACGUUACAAGAUCUGGAACAUGACAGUCUGAAUGAUCAGCUUGAGCUUGAUGAUGGUGAUAUCGAUGAUGAGAUUGAUCCAGCUUUAAAAGCACAAAUUGAUAGGGAGGUUGAAGAUUUUGCUCGGAGGUUGAACUCUGACUGGCCUCAAAGGAUGCAAGAAAUUCUAUCUUUGGGUCAAGAAAGGAGGCGGGCACAAUUUUCUGUUAACGGAAAUGAUUCUUUAAGAAGAUAUGCUUGAGCGAAUCCAGAGUGGAAAUGAUUCUUACAACAUGAUUAUCCCUCUGUCCGCCAAUGGCCGGAACAAUUUUGACCAGAUGCUAACAGGCUUUUAAGAGUUACUAUCAUUUACUUGGAUCCAAAAUGUGAAUUUCUUUUUUCUUCUUGUUUUCUAGAAUUCAAUUCAUUUUUCUUUUGUUGGCUCAACUAGGACACAGUUUUCAGGGGAAACUUUUGUACUUGUAUCUUGAACAAACAAAUUAUCACAGUAAUUUGUUGUCAUGAGCUAAAUUUUGCUCGGUUAUCACAAGCUUGUAUGAGAUCACAGUUAUUUCUACUCACUCUUCCAAAGGAAUAAUGAAUAUAUGUCAUUUAUCUUUGCA